AGGAGCAGCAGCCGGGAGCCCUCACGCGGACCAGCGCUCUAUGGCCAUAGGGAGCCGCUGAGAGGAGAACAGGCUCUCGCUCGCACCCCGGCUCGGCUCGCACUCUCGCUCCCCUGGCCCGCACUCGCACUCUCGGCUCCCCUGGCCCGCGCCUCCCGCCACCAUGAACCACUCUCCGCUCAAGACUGCGCUGGCGUACGAAUGCUUCCAGGACCAGGACAACUCCACGCUCGCUUUGCCCUCUGACCAAAAGAUGAAGACCGGCACGUCGGGCAGGCAGCGCGUGCAGGAGCAAGUGAUGAUGACCGUCAAACGGCAGAAGUCCAAGUCUUCCCAGUCGUCCACCUUGAGUCACUCCAACCGAGGUUCCAUGUAUGAUGGGCUGGCUGACAAUUACAACAACUACGGCACCACGAGUAGAAGCAGCUACUUCUCCAAGUUCCAGGCAGGGAAUGGCUCGUGGGGAUAUCCGAUCUACAAUGGGACCCUCAAGCGGGAGCCUGACAACAGACGCUUCAGCUCCUAUAGCCAGAUGGAGAACUGGAGCCGGCACUAUCCCCGAGGCAGCUGUGCCACCCCGGGCGCUGGCAGUGACAUCUGCUUCAUGCAGAAAAUCAAGGCAAGCCGCAGUGAGCCUGACCUCUACUGUGACCCAAGGGGCACACUGCGCAAGGGCACCCUGGGCAGCAAGGGCCACAAGACCACCCAGAACCGAUGCAGCUUCUACAGCACUUGCAGUGGUCAGAAGGCUGUCAAGAAGUGUCCCGUGCGGCCGCCCUCCUGCACCUCCAAGCAAGACCCGGUGUAUGUGCCGCCUAUCUCCUGCAACAAGGACCUGUCCUUCGGCCACUCAAGGGCCAGUUCCAAGAUCUGCAGUGAGGAUAUUGAGUGUAGUGGGCUGACCAUCCCCAAGGCUGUGCAGUACCUGUGCUCCCAGGAUGAGAAGUACCAGGCCAUCGGAGCCUAUUACAUCCAGCACACCUGCUUCCAGGAUGAAUCUGCCAAGCAACAGGUCUAUCAGCUGGGGGGCAUCUGCAAGCUGGUGGACCUCCUCCGCAGCCCCAAUCAGAAUGUCCAGCAGGCUGCUGCCGGAGCCCUGCGCAACCUGGUGUUCAGGAGCACCCCCAACAAGCUGGAGACCAGGAGGCAGAACGGAAUCCGUGAGGCUGUCAGCCUCCUGAGGAGAAGCGGGAGCACGGAGAUCCAGAAACAGCUGACUGGGCUACUCUGGAACCUGUCUUCCACUGACGAGCUGAAGGAGGAGCUGGUGGCCGAUGCCCUGCCUGUUCUGACUGACCGGGUCAUCAUUCCUUUCUCUGGCUGGUGUGAUGGUAACAGCAACAUGUCCCGGGAAGUAGUGGACCCUGAGGUCUUCUUCAAUGCCACAGGCUGCUUGAGGAACCUGAGUUCAGCUGAUGCUGGCCGCCAAACUAUGCGGAACUACUCUGGGCUCAUUGACUCCCUCAUGGCCUAUGUCCAGAACUGCGUGGCUGCCAGCCGCUGCGAUGACAAGUCUGUGGAGAACUGCAUGUGUAUCCUGCAUAACCUCUCCUACCGCCUGGACGCCGAGGUGCCCACUCGCUACCGCCAGCUAGAGUACAAUACCCGCAAUGCCUACACCGAGAAGUCCUCCACUGGCUGCUUCAGCAACAGGGGUGACAAGAUGAUGAACAAUAACUAUGACUGCCCACUUCCGGAGGAGGAGACCAACCCCAAGGGCAGCAGCUGGCUGUACCACUCAGAUGCCAUCCGCACCUACCUGAACCUCAUGGGAAAGAGCAAGAAAGAUGCUACCUUGGAGGCCUGUGCUGGGGCCCUGCAGAACCUGACAGCCAGCAAGGGGCUGAUGUCCAAUGGUAUGAGUCAGUUGAUUGGAAUAAAGGAAAAGGGCCUGCCACAAAUCGCCCGUCUCCUGCAAUCUGGCAAUUCAGAUGUGGUGCGGUCCGGAGCCUCUCUGCUGAGCAACAUGUCUCGCCACCCUGUUCUGCACAGAGUGAUGGGAAACCAGGUGUUCCCAGAGGUAACCAGACUCCUCACGAGCCACACCGGCAAUACCAGCAACUCUGAAGAUAUCUUGUCCUCAGCCUGCUACACUGUGAGGAACCUGAUGACCUCACAGCCUCAGAUGGCCAAGCAGUACUUCUCCAACAGCAUGCUCAACAAUGUCUUCAACUUGUGCCGCAACACUGCCUCCUCACCUAAGGCUGCAGAGGCUGCCCGGCUACUCCUGUCUGACAUGUGGGCCAGCAAGGAGCUGCAGAGUGUCCUCAGGCAGCAAGGUUUCGAUAGGAACAUGAUGGGAAACAUAGCUGGGGCCAACAACCUCAGAAACUUCACCUCCCGGUUCUAAGAAGAGACUACCCAAGCAAGUUCAACUUGCAGAAAGACACGACCCAGCUGAGAAGACCUCAGGCCUUGAAGAUGGGUUACCUGCUCCAUCCUGCGUGGUAUUUGGAGACGUUCAGAUGCAACCAAGAGCAGCCUGAAAACUGUGGAUGAUGGAAAUAAUUUUUGAUUCUUUUUUUUUUCCUUAGGGGAACUGGCAGGCUAUAGGGUUGGGGAGGUUGGGUGGGGGGACUUUCUUGAGUUAAAGGGGCUUACAUCUGAUGUCAAUACUUUCUUCUCUGAGA
Mus caroli (Ryukyu mouse) is the source of this 2630-nucleotide messenger RNA. It is a transcript of the gene Pkp1, whose product is annotated as plakophilin 1. Gene Ontology annotation, cellular component: adherens junction; nucleus; cytoplasm. The record is from RefSeq and is a predicted model, not a curated record. Gene Ontology annotation, biological process: cell-cell adhesion. Gene Ontology annotation, molecular function: protein binding. NCBI's taxonomy places the organism in Eukaryota, Metazoa, Chordata, Mammalia, Rodentia, Muridae.